Molecule: messenger RNA, 1596 nt
Organism: Brugia pahangi
Lineage: Eukaryota; Metazoa; Nematoda; Chromadorea; Rhabditida; Onchocercidae
Source: the annotation of a GenBank genome assembly
AUGUGGUACGGCAGAUCGCAGGAAGGAGUCCCGCAAUUACAACAGCGACUUGCGUUGGAUGCUGUAUGGGUUGUACCAGGAGAUAUUCGCAAAAAGUAUUUGAAGGAUGAAUUGCGUACUGAUAGAUUAGAAGCUGAAGUAUAUUUAAAGUGGUCAGCAAAUAUUGGUAUUAAAAAUCGAGUAAAAAUUGUGCUUGAAAAUGGAUAUUCAUGUAAUGCACCUGCAUGUUUACUUACUGCAUUCUCGGAUAUCUUUCGCAAACUUAUUUCAGCACAAGCAACACAAGAAACACUUUCAUCGGGUAAAGAAAUCACAGUUCAUUUAAAUGAUAUGCCAAAUAUUACGAAUGCCGGUCUCUAUAAUGUGGUAGCUUUCAUUCAAAGUGGACAAAUCAAAUUUUUAGAAAAUGAAUUGGAGAAUGUUCUAAUAGCAGCUAAUGAUCUUCAAGUGACUUCAUUGGUAUCAUUAAUUUGUGAAGAAAUGACUGAACGCAUAUUAGAAAAUACAUCACCACCAAUUUCAUUACUUUACUCAGCUAUUGCUUGUUUACCUCCACAAUCACAAUAUCGUAAUAUGGUUGUUGAUGGUGCAGCAAUAAAAUUUCAUGAUAUUCUGGCAAGCCCAAAAUUUUCAGAAUUAUCAUUCGAAUUGCUUUACGCACUUCUUUCUUCACCACUAUUACAAGGACCUGAAUGGGUAUUAGAAAUUUAUGAAGCGAUCAUAUUUUGGCUUCAAAAUAAUCCUGAACAUAUUUGUUAUGCGUCAGCUCUUUUGGAUAAUGUUAAUUUCAAGGAAAUUAUUCAUGUGGCUGAUAAUCGUCAAAAAAUAAUGAAGAAAUCAUUGGAGGUGCCAGAUUUGGGACCAAUUGUGCAAGUCUUUUUAAUGGAUGCAGUUUAUGCCAAAUUUAUGGAUGAUUUGGCGUCACCACAAAAUCGCAAUCAACCAUUAUCAUCGCCCAUCUAUACGGUGUCUGGUGCAGAAAAUGCAGUUACACCAACUCCAUUAGGAGGAACAUUAGGAUUAGCACCAUCACCUCUUGGAUCAUAUAUCAUUCCACCUUUUGAUUCGGUAUCAUCUGCUGCAACAACCAAAAGUAUUAGUAAUGAAAUAUCCGUAUCAGUUAACAAAAAUUGGCGUCCAGCUCAACAGCUUCCAAUAGGAUCUGGUGAAAUGAUUCCACUCCAAAGUAGCACCGCUCCCUCAAUAUUACCACCAAAAAGCUCUCGUGAUUCGAUUUGUACGGUAAUUACAGCACAUAAUGAUCCGGUACUCAUCUACUCAAAUGUUCCUAUUACUACUGCUGCUGCUAGCGAUGGUACUGCUGGUGCUAUCGGUGGUGGUGCUAUUGGCGGUGGUGCUAUUGGCGGUGGUGCUACUGGUGGCGGUAGGGGUGAACAGGAAGGAUCAGGCGCUAUCAAAAGCUCUCCAACACUAGAAUCAGCUGAAAUUCGAACAAGUAGCAGUCAAGAAUCGGAAUCAAGUUCGAAACGACGACCUAAAAUUGAGCAAAUCCCAUUACGAACUGAACCACCAGAAAGUCGCAAAGAAUUACGUAAGAAACGACAGGCACGUGAAAAACUGACACGAAGUGAUUAG